UGAGUAGGCAAGUUGAUGUUUUAUUUUCUAUUAAAGUGUGUUUGACGUGCUUCAAAAAAUAUGUGCAGCAUCCUCACGAGAUGCCCUACCCUCCGCCUAGUAAUUUGGAGGAUUUUAUUAGAGUUGAAGAUUCAUUCCGGAUGCCACCUUAUAAUCAGUACCAGUCGUCAAGUAAUCUGGAAGACUUGGGGCAAGAAACGCCUCCUGCGUCAAUGACACCAAAUAGUGUAGAAGCUGAAUUUGAAGAAAAUGUUGGAAGUUGUCAUGAUGCUGAUGGUAUUAUACUAUGACGGGCUAUGUAUUUAGUGACGCUAAUAUCCAAUUGAUGCUAAUUCAUUCUUAUGUUUCCAUUCAUAGAAAUGUUCUUUGACAUAAAUGAAGAUUUAGAGGGUAGUACUGUUGUCCCGGAUGAUGAGGUACAAGUUGAACCACCAAGACCCGGUAUGGAGUUUGACAGUGAGAAAGAGCUUAUUGCCUACUAUAAGCAGUAUGCCAAGCAAGAGGGUUUUGGCAUAAGGACACAGAGGACUAAAAGAGAUGAUGAUGGGAGGCCUGUGUAUCUGACUAUUGGUUGUGCCCGUGGCGGAAAGUACUAUCCGAAGCCAAACACUAAUAUCUCGAAGCCAAGGGCAACAACUAAAACGGGUUGUAAGGUGAAGGUAAAUGCAACGUUGAACUGUCAUGAGAAAUGGGUUUUCACUACUAUUGAAAAUUCUCAUAACCAUAUUACUUUGAGCCCCAAGAAAAGUAGACUAUUGCGAUCGCACAAGCAUCUAGAUGAAUAUAGUCAAAGGAUCCUCGAGCUGAAUGAUAGAGCCGGUAUACGAAUGCACAAGAACUUUUAUUCUCUUGUUGUUGAUGCGGGGGGUUAUGAGAAUUUGGCUUUUCAAGAGAAAGAUUGUAGGAAUUAUAUUGACAAAGCUAGAUUUUUAAGGUUGGGUAAAGGAGGUAGCGAUGCACUUAAUGAGUAUUUCAAAAGAAUGAGAGAUCAGAAUGAUGGCUUUGUUUCUUACAUGGAUGUGGAUGAUGAUGGAAGGCUACGGAAUGUGUUUUGGGCUGAUGCACGGAGUCGAGCCGCCUAUGAGUAUUUUGGAGACGUUGUAUCCUUCGAUACAACAUACCUAACAAAUAGGUACGGUAUGCCUUUUGCUCCAUUCGUUGGUGUUAACCAUCAUGGUCAGUCCAUAUUAUUCGGGGCGGGAUUGCUAUCAAGCGAGGACACACAUAGUUUUGUUUGGUUGUUUAAAAUGUGGUUGGAUUGCAUGAAGGGUAGGGCGCCCAAAGCUAUCAUAACCGACCAAGAUCGAGCGAUGAAGAAUGCGAUUGCUACUGUAUUCCCUGAAACUCGCCAUAGAUAUUGUUUAUGGCAUAUAAUGCGCAAACUUCCAGAGAAGUUAGGAUCGCACGCCAACUUCAACUAUGGGUUGAAAACUGACAUUCAGUCUGCAUUAUAUGAUUCACAAACCACCACAGAAUUUGAGGAGAGCUGGGGUCAACUACUUGCAAAGUACGAUCUGCUCGACAACAAUUGGCUUCAGUCCUUAUAUGAGGAAAGGUCCUUUUGGGUUCCAGUUUUCCUCAAGAGUGUAUUUUGGGCUGGUAUGAGCACAACGCAAAGGUCGGAAAGUAUGAAUGCAUUUUUUGACGGGUAUGUCCAUGCUGGGACGACAUUGAAGGAAUUUGUUGACCAAUUCGAUAAUGCUCUUAGAAAGAAAGUGGAGGUCGAGACAACUGCUGAUUUCAAUUGUAGCAACCAAACUAUCCCCUGCGUCUCCCCUUUCAACAUUGAGAAGCAAUUUCAAAAGGUCUAUACAAAUGCAAAGUUUAAGGAGGUCCAAAGAGAGUUGAUGGGCCUAAUGUGUUGUAAUUGUUGGUUGGUAAGCACACAAGGUUGCAUUUUAACAUUUGAUGUGUUGGAUGAAAUAUCGUUUGAUGAGCAAACCAAAAGAGUUCAUUACUCAGUUUACUAUAAUGAAGAUGAGUGUGAAGUAAAAUGCACUUGUGGAUUGUUUGAGAUAAGGGGGAUUUUAUGUAGGCAUGCACUUAGAGUUUGUCAGUUGAAAAAUAUUAAUGAGCUGCCAGAUGUAUACUUCUUAGAUCGAUGGAGAAAGGACUUAAAAAGGCAUUACACAUUAAUUAGAAGUAGUUAUGAUGACGUGCGGGGUAGAUCAGACACACGUAAUUACGAGCUUAUGAUCCAAAGAUGUUCGAAAUUAGCAGCAAAAAUAUCCUCAAACAAUGACAAAGUCCAUGCAUUUCUGCACUAUGUUGACGAGUUUGAUAAAACAUGUGAAGGUUCAACGUGUGAGUCGACAGUACGCAUGUCUCAGGCCAACCCAACGGUGGAGAAAGAUAAGGGUAAACAGAUUUUAAGCCCUAACGUCGUUCGAGGGAAAGGGAGACCUCCAAAUAAGAGAAAGGUGCCUCCCGUGGAGAAGAUUGCAACAAAGAGAAAAAAACUGAUAUUUGCAUGUGAUCAUAACCUUGAUAACAGAUUCCUUCCAUUUGCAGGAACUGGUGAAAGCUCCUGCAUUCUUGAAGGGUGCCAGUGGAUGGAGGCUACUGGCACACCUCAUUUUCUAGAAUGCACAAGAAUGUUGGCUACUGUGUCUAGGCUGAAAGCACAAUUUCUAGCAAUUGUGAGUCACAGUGUUGAAAUAGAUGCUGCUGGUAUUGGUGUAGAUCAGAAUGAUCUUUAG
Carya illinoinensis is the source of this 2699-nucleotide messenger RNA. Its product is annotated as protein FAR1-RELATED SEQUENCE 6-like. The transcript has 4 exons. Gene Ontology annotation, molecular function: zinc ion binding. NCBI's taxonomy places the organism in Eukaryota, Viridiplantae, Streptophyta, Magnoliopsida, Fagales, Juglandaceae. The record is from RefSeq and is a predicted model, not a curated record. Bases 342 to 2699 code for a protein of 785 amino acids.